CUGAAGGUGUUCUCUGAGAGCAGAGAAGAGCAUCUGGCACAGGGGCUCAGAGGCUCUACCUGCUGGGCAAGAACAUCCACAGGAAGCCUUGAUGAAAGUUGGAGCCCAGGAGGAAGAAUAUACCCUGUUGGCAGACACGGGGGCAGAAAGGAUGUGCCCGGUGCGGGUCCCCAAGGGGUGUAAAAUGAAUGGUACUCUUGAUGGAGUCGCGCUUCCCGAAUCCAGAGCGGAGAGAACCCCCAUCCCUGAGGCUGAGGUGACAAAGAUGGACUGGCAAGAGCACCACCGUCCACUACUGUGAAGGCAGAAAGUACUGCAGAGACUCAGAGCCUGAUGAGGAUCAAGGAAUAGAGGUAGUUCGUGGAGUCAGAGCCCUUCAGCAUGGGGAUAGAGGAGGUUUUUGACAUCCUCCCACUGUACACUGUGCUGCAGCCGAGUGGCGCUGUGCAGGGUGCAGGGAGGCCCAACCUAUGAGGUUGCACUGAGCGGGGAGGCUUCGCUUAUCAACUGCCUCCUGGACAUCACAGUGAUCGACUAUGGGCUGCAGGGUUACCUUGGACCUGGCAAGGAGCGAGUGCUGAAGGUCUGCUACCUGCCUGGAGUGCCUGGAGUCUUCUGCAGAUUUUCCUGGCCCAAGUGGAUCACCUGAAGCCAGAAGAGACAUACCUGAAAGGAAAGGGGAACUUUCCCAGGUUCUCCUUGGACCUCCCCUGGAAUAUCAAAGGAAAUGAAAAAUAUGAGGAGAUCCUCAAGGACACAAAAGAGAAGAUGGAACAAGACAACCAGACAGACCAAGCAGUUGUUCUGGGGGAGGCUGUGGCUGCGGAUACACUGGCAGACAGUUCAGACACCAUGUUGGAGCCUUGGCUACAGAUGCAGCUGGAGGAGGUGCUGCUUGAGGAACAUGCCCUGGAGCAGCAGACAGCUCUGGCCUCCAGUGCCCCGGAGGACAGUGCCUUUGACCAGCAUGCUCACUGGAGACUUCUUGAGGAUCAUCUGAGAGUCUGUAAAAUGCAUUUCUGCUUCCGUGAUGUUAUGCUUGAUGCCAUUCCUGCAGCAGUGGGACUUCUUGGCUGCUGCUGGAUCUAUUCCCAUAGAAAGAAGCAGGCAAACGGUCAUGAAAAGAAAGCAAGAGGCUUUAAGGAAGAGCAGCAAGAAGAACUGCACAAGAAGGACUCAUCGCUCGAACCAGCAGCAGGGGUUUCUCAGAGCUUGCCGCUCUCCUCGGAAGAGAAACACCCAGACAACGAACCCUCGACCUCCCUGCUAGCGACAGGAUCAAUGACCCUCGGUAGCAUCAGGGAGAAGAGGAGAGAGGAACUUGAAAUGUGGGAGAAGGAGCUGAUGGUGAAGGAGGCCCACCUUGCCCAGCAAAAUGAGGAGCUCAAGAGAGCAUGGCAAGAUCUCCAAAGUGACCGAGAGGAGCUGAAGCAGCAGAAGGCCUCCUUCCACCUUGAUUUGGAGAACCUCCGUGUGCUCAAGGAGGAAGUGGAGCUGGAAAAGGCUCAGUUCAAGCAGAACAUGGAGGAAUUCAAAAGGGACCAAGAGGAACUGCAGCUGCAGAAGGUCUCCUUCCAUCUAGAUCAAGAGGGCCUUUGUACAGCCAUAGAGGAAUUCAAGAGGGAGAAAGAGAAAUUCAGGCUUGACAUGGAGCGAUUUCCUGAAACUCGCCUGGUGCCUGACCACAGCCAGCUUGCAGGAGCAGAAGCGACCGGAGCAUCAGAGGACAACCAGGGAGACUUCACACAGGAGGCGGCUGAGGAGCUUCAGGCUCGAGUGGCUGCAGGUGAAGAGCGCUCCUACGCGAGCACCCACUGCCAAAUGUGUGAAGCAUUGCAGGCACAGCUCGCAGAGAUGAAUAAUGCCAACACCCACCUGGCUGAAGAAAACGCUCACCUCCGUAGGCAGAUGGCUUUGACAGAAGAGGUUCAAGCUGAAAAUGCUCACCUGAAAAGCAAACUUGAGCAUGUGGCUAAGGUGCCGGAAGUGGUAGAGAACGAACUGGUAGGCAGGAUAAAAAUGGCAGAAUGGAGUCAAGAACUGGAGAAGGAGCGUGAGGAGACAAAGUCCACGGUCCAGAGGAAAUCGGAGGAAGGCAGAUGUUUGCAGAGGGCUCAGACAGAAGAACACAGGGAACACAAGGAAGCCCUGCAAGCGAUUCAAGCCAAGCUGACUGAACUGAAUGGUCGCUUUCUGAAGCAUGAUGAACAAUGCCAGCAGUUUCUUCAGGAACUGGAACAGCUAGAAAAAUAAGGAUCCAACCCUACCAUUUCCAGGCCACACCUGCUGAGUGUGUACUGUUGAGUUUUGGCAUGCAAAGCCAGACUUCCUUCUCCACCAAUCAGCAAUUAAUACAGUGACCAUAUUCACUCAAGUUUCCCUGUCUUUAGGUGUAAGCUCGCUAUAAACAGUGGAAACAAAAGAAAAUGUUCAGCAGGUGGUCAGGCUUGAAGAAAAGAAAAAUGUCCCCAGAGCUCUAGGUAUCAGCCAAUGGGCUGAACUUGGC
Molecule: messenger RNA, 2506 nt
Organism: Cuculus canorus (common cuckoo)
Lineage: Eukaryota; Metazoa; Chordata; Aves; Cuculiformes; Cuculidae
Product: golgin subfamily A member 6-like protein 24
Exons: 9
Coding region: 769-2253 (494 amino acids)
Source: RefSeq, a predicted model, not a curated record